GGUCGUCACAGUGUCGCUAAGCAACUUUUAACAACAAAUGACCGAGUAUAUAAGUAGAGCGGCAUGAGUUUUUCUUAUUACACGCAGCGAAGCAUUGGCAAAAAUGGAAGGAGAGGAAAGACGACGAAAGAAGGAGAAAGGUGGAAAGGGAAAGCAGAUCGAUGAAGCCAAACAAAAGUUUGUCCUAAAGACAGCGAAGGGGACCAGGGAUAUCAAUUCCAAACAGAUGAUGAUAAGAGAGAAGGUGCUAAGUGUUAUUGUCAGCUGUUUUGAACGGCAUAAUGCUGUGACUAUCGACACCCCUGUUUUUGAGCUCAAGGAAACAUUGACAGGGAUCAAUGGUGAAGAAUUCAAACUAAUCUACAACCUGAAGGACGAGAAUGGAGAGCAGCUUUCUCUCAGAUACGACCUCACCGUUCCUUUUGCUCGCUACUUGGCCAUGAACAAUAUCACGAACAUCAAGCGCUACCACAUCGGCAAAGUGUACCGCAGAGACAACCCAGUCAUGACCCGGGGCCGCUACCGAGAGUUCUGCCAGUGUGAUUUUGACAUUGCAGGACAGUACGACCCGAUGAUCCCUGAUGCAGAGUGUUUGCGCAUUGUUUACGAGAUCCUGCGUGAGCUGGACCUGGGCGACUUCCGCAUUAAGGUGAAUGACCGGCGCAUUCUAGACGGUAUGUCUGCGGUGUGCGGCGUACCAGAUGAAAAAUUUUGCACCAUCUGCUCAACCGUGGACAAACUGGACAAGAUGCCAUGGGAAGAUGUAAAAAGUGAACUAAUCAACAAAAAAGGUCUUUCCGAGGAUGUGGCUGAUCAGAUUGGGGAGUAUGUCAGUAUGCAGGGUGGACUGGACCUGGCAGAGAAGCUGCUGCAGGACCCAAAGCUGUCUCAGAAUAAGCAGGCGUGUGCCGGCCUAAACGACAUGAAACUUCUGUUUGUUUACCUGCAGUGCUUCAAAAUCACAGAUAAGGUGGUGUUUGAUCUGAGUCUGGCACGUGGCUUGGAUUACUACACCGGUGUAAUCUAUGAGGCUGUGCUGUGCCAGACUCUGCAGCCAGAGGUGCCAGUUGCCGGGGACAGGGCAGGGGUGAAUGCGGGCAGUGUGGGCAGUGUGGCAGGCGGGGGCCGCUAUGAUGGAUUGGUAGGCCAGUGUGACUCCAAGGGGAGGACAGUCCCCUGUGUGGGUCUCAGCAUCGGCAUUGAAAGGAUCCUCUGCAUAUUGGAGCAGAAGGCGAAGACAUCUGCAGAGAAAAUCCGCACCACAAAAACACAAGUUCUGGUGGCUUCUGCACAGAAGAAUCUCCUGGAGCAGAGACUCAAACUUACAAAUGAAUUGUGGGAUGCAGGAAUUAAGGCUGAGGUGCUUUAUAAAAAAAACCCCAAGCUGCUGACUCAGCUUCAGCACUGUGAGGAGACAGGCAUCCCCUUGGUGGCCAUUUUGGGGGAACAGGAAAUACAAAAUGGAGUAGUCAAACUCCGCAAUGUGGCCACCCGAGAAGAGGUGGAUGUGUCCAGGGACCAAGUGGUUGAAGAAAUCAAGAGGCGGAUAAUAAAUCUUUAAAUAGUUAAAGUAAGUUGCAAUGUUAGUUUUAAUAGUUGUAAUGUUAGUUGUAAUGUUCAAUAAAAAUGUUCUUUUACAUUA
Molecule: messenger RNA, 1642 nt
Organism: Silurus meridionalis
Lineage: Eukaryota; Metazoa; Chordata; Actinopteri; Siluriformes; Siluridae
Product: histidine--tRNA ligase-like
Exons: 13
Coding region: 104-1561 (485 amino acids)
Biological process (GO): histidyl-tRNA aminoacylation; mitochondrial translation
Cellular component (GO): mitochondrion; cytoplasm
Molecular function (GO): ATP binding; identical protein binding; histidine-tRNA ligase activity
Source: RefSeq, a predicted model, not a curated record